UUUAUUAUUAUUAUUAUUCCCUAUCGAUUUCAUCAUCAUCCUUCUUCCUUCUUCCUCUGCUUCUUGAUUUCUCCAUCGAUCUCAUCGCAAUAAUACAAUAAUAAAACUCUCUUUAGAUUCUUGCAAAAAUCAUGGAGGAUCAUCAUCAUCAUGAAUGGAAGAAGGAUUAUUUGUUCUGAUAAAAGAGACAGAGACGGAUAAUCACGACGGAGGGGGUGGAGAGAGAGAUCGACAAAUCGGAGAAAUGAAGGGGAUGAUUCCUUCCGCCGCUAAACUCCGUUUCCGAUCUUCUUCAAUCGAUUCGUAUUGCUUCGCUCAUGAGGCUUUCUCCGAUUGUAUCAUCAUCAUCUCCGUCUUCUCCGUCCAUUUCUUAUAGCCCAUUCUUUUUUUCUUCUUCCUGUCAAAUAUCUUCCAUGGAAGAGGCUGAUUUCGCCGAGAAAGAUCCUUCUGGCCGUUACAUCAGGUAUGAUGAUGUCCUGGGGAGAGGAGCUUUCAAGACUGUAUAUAAGGCGUUUGACGAAAUAGACGGGAUUGAAGUUGCUUGGAACCUAGUUAGCAUUGAGGAUGUAAUGCAGAUGCCUGGUCAACUUGAAAGGCUUUAUUCUGAAGUUCAUCUACUAAAAGCUCUAAAACAUGAAAACAUCAUCAAACUCUUCUACUCUUGGGUUGACGAAAAGAACAAGACUAUUAACAUGAUCACUGAGCUUUUCACCUCUGGUAGUCUCAGGCUAUACCGUAAGAAGCAUAGGAAGGUCGAUCCCAAGGCCAUCAAGAACUGGGCAAGGCAGAUUCUCAAAGGCUUGAACUAUUUGCAUUCUCAGACUCCUCCUGUUAUUCACCGUGACCUUAAGUGUGACAAUAUAUUUGUCAAUGGAAAUACUGGAGAGGUCAAAAUUGGAGAUCUCGGACUCGCAACUGUUCUGCAGCAACCCACUGCACGAAGUGUGAUAGGUACUCCUGAAUUCAUGGCGCCUGAGCUGUAUGAAGAGGAAUACAAUGAGCUUGUGGACAUCUAUUCUUUUGGCAUGUGUAUGUUGGAGAUGGUAACCUGUGAAUAUCCAUACAACGAGUGCAGAAACCAGGCUCAAAUUUAUAAAAAGGUCACCUCGGGUAUAAAGCCUCAAUCUCUCAACAAAGUUGAUGAUCCUCAAGUUAGGCAAUUUAUAGAGAAAUGUCUUCUUCCUGCCUCUUUAAGACCAACUGCUCUAGAUCUCUCGAAGGACCCGUUUCUUGCAAGAGAUGGGUGCAAGGACUCUGCUCUUCUUGCUUCAUCAAGCACAGCAUCUAAACCUGUGAGACCACCACACCAUGAACAUCUUCCCAUGGAUGUGGAUCAAAACGAGAAUAGAAGUGUCUCCAGUGGCUCCUCUCGUAAAAGCAAUGAAGACUACUCAUGGUGCCAAACGAUCGAACUUCAGAGGUUUGCAGAGAAUAAAGAGUUCAGGUUGAGAGGAGAGAGGAGUGAUGAUGUCACAGCAGCAAUGCUUCUGCGUAUUGCUGGCUCAUCUGGUAAAUGUCGAAUCGUACACUUUGCAUUCUAUCUGCACUCUGACACAGCUAAGGCAAUCGCUGAGGAAAUGGUUGAGGAACUGCAUCUAACAAGCGAAGAAGUUGUUGUGAUAGCUGAUAUGAUAGAUGACUUGAUGAUGCAACUUAACUCUGACCGAACCUCGUCGCAUCAUAAUCAGAACUCUCCACAUGUAGCCCAUGACGAUCAUGAAGCAGCAAAUCAGCAAACUGUGAACUCGAAAGAUGAAGAAGCUGCUGGGCAAUCAAUGAAGUCAGACAUAUCCGCAGACUAUUACUUACCCUUCUCUUCAAACAACGCAAACGCUGCCAUGGAGGCUGGUCGAGAUGCAGAGUCGAUGAACUCGUUUCUGGAUUCUUGCUCAAUGAUGUCAACCAUCUACAAUCUUUCCAUUUCAGACAAUGACUACCCAGAAGACCUCAAGACGGAACUGAACCUGAUCGAGUCACAGUUUAACCGGUCCUUCCAAGAUCUACUGAAACUGAAAGAGGAUGCUAUAGAGAACGCAAAGCGGAAAUGGAUCACGAAAAAGCAAAAAGCUGUGAUCAUCUCCUGAUUUUGAUAUUUACUCUUCUUCCCCUGAGAUUGGUGUUACAUUACUUUUGGUGUUUGGAUAUAUUUGAUUUGAUGUAAAGAAUUUUUUUUA
Molecule: messenger RNA, 2174 nt
Organism: Camelina sativa (false flax)
Lineage: Eukaryota; Viridiplantae; Streptophyta; Magnoliopsida; Brassicales; Brassicaceae
Product: serine/threonine-protein kinase WNK8
Biological process (GO): protein phosphorylation
Molecular function (GO): ATP binding; protein kinase activity
Source: RefSeq, a predicted model, not a curated record